CAGGACAGGACAGCAUUAGUGGAGAAGACAAGGAAGCUAGAUUCCCGGGUGACCCGGAAGCUAGAUUCGCUCACCCCAUUCUCCCAAACCAGGGCAGAGACUGUCCUGUGACCAGCGGAGACCAGUGCCAGGAGCAAGGGCAGGCUCGGCUGCAGCGUUCAGCUUCCCAGAGCUCUGCCAUUGCAGUCACUGCCCCCAACCCCGGGAGGCCGCAGCAGCGCUACCAGCUUGUACGAAGAAACCCCGUUGGCACAGGUUUUUCUGCAACCAUGUCUUCCAUCAAGAUUGAGUGUGUUUUACGUGAGAACUGCAGGUGUGGGGAGUCUCCAGUAUGGGAGGAAGCAUCCAACUCUCUGCUGUUCGUAGACAUCCCUGCAAAGAAAGUUUGUCGAUGGGAUUCACUCAGCAAGCAAGUGCAACGAGUGGCUGUGGAUAUUGUCUUUACCACUGCAGAUGCCCCAGUCAGCUCAGUGGCACUUCGACAGUUGGGAGGCUAUGUUGCCACCAUUGGAACCAAGUUUUGUGCUUUGAACUGGGAAGAUCAAUCAGUAUUUGUCCUAGCCAUGGUGGAUAAAGAUAAGACAAACAAUCGAUUCAACGAUGGGAAGGUGGAUCCUGCUGGGAGAUACUUUGCUGGCACCAUGGCUGAGGAAAUAGCCCCAGCAGUUCUUGAACGACGCCAAGGGUCCUUGUAUUCCCUCUUUCCUGAUCACAAUGUGAAGAAAUACUUUGACCAAGUGGACAUCUCUAAUGGUUUGGAUUGGUCCCUGGACCAUAAAAUUUUCUACUAUAUUGACAGCCUGUCCUACUCUGUGGAUGCCUUUGACUAUGACCUGCAAACAGGACAGAUUGCCAACCGCAGAAUUGUUUACAAGAUGGAGAAAGAGGAACAAAUCCCAGAUGGAAUGUGCAUUGAUGCUGAAGGAAAGCUCUGGGUGGCCUGUUACAAUGGGGGAAGAGUAAUUCGCCUCGAUCCUGAGACAGGGAAAAGACUCCAAACUGUAAAGUUGCCUGUUGAUAAAACAACUUCAUGCUGCUUCGGAGGAAAGGAUUACUCUGAAAUGUAUGUAACCUGUGCAAGGGACGGGAUGGAUGCUGAAGGCCUUUUGAGGCAGCCUGAUGCUGGUGGCAUUUUCAAGAUAACUGGUCUUGGGGUCAAAGGAAUUGCCCCAUAUUCCUAUGCAGGGUGAACAACAGCUAUUCCUUGCUGUCAGAAGAAAAGCUUUGAAGACAACUGGAGAAUUAAGGGACUUAAAUCAAUGAAAUUUAAAUCUAGGGUUUUUUAAUGAGGCAAUGAUAUUAUAGCAGGGUUAAGCUUUAAUUUAUAAUUUUGGCUGGGUGCUGGGAAAUAAACCUAGUGUGUGGCAUAUUAAUUAAGAACAUAUACUUAACAAUGAACUACAUCCCUAGUCUUUUUUUAAGGUAGAUAUUUUCACAGAGAAUAAGUGACUUUGAUAGCACACUCUAGACCUUCUACUAAAAAACAAUCCUGUAGAAAUGCAAAAGGUCAUUCAACUAUGAAUCAGCCUGAUGACUGUAAAUUGCUCUGGGGUUGAAAUGGGACUGUAUCCACUGUUUUUCUGCAUCCCAUACUUGCUGUCCCCAAAGCUUCGAAAAAUUAAUGCAUAGAAACUUGGUGAUGAUUUAUAAUGAUUAUAUGACUCUUCCUGUGUGUUAUUUUACAAACUAAAAUACUGUCAGAAGAGAUUCAAACACCAUGGCACAAGCUGUGGUUCUAACUGCCACCUACUGGAUAUAAAAAUAAGUAUAUCACAUUGCAAGGAA
Peromyscus leucopus (white-footed mouse) is the source of this 1785-nucleotide messenger RNA. It is a transcript of the gene Rgn, whose product is annotated as regucalcin. Gene Ontology annotation, molecular function: enzyme regulator activity; calcium ion binding; gluconolactonase activity. The record is from RefSeq and is a predicted model, not a curated record. The coding region runs from base 270 to 1190 and encodes 306 amino acids. Lineage: Eukaryota; Metazoa; Chordata; Mammalia; Rodentia; Cricetidae. Gene Ontology annotation, biological process: L-ascorbic acid biosynthetic process. The transcript has 7 exons.